This is a messenger RNA of Pseudogymnoascus destructans, 816 nucleotides long. RefSeq lists its product as uncharacterized. The coding region runs from base 1 to 816 and encodes 271 amino acids. Lineage: Eukaryota; Fungi; Ascomycota; Leotiomycetes; Thelebolales; Thelebolaceae. The transcript has 3 exons. The record is from RefSeq and is a predicted model, not a curated record.
AUGGAAGGCUUCAACACUGAAGAAGUGGAUGACUACGAUCAAAGUCCAACUUAUGCAGGACUUGUUAAGCUACUAGCAAAACCUGGUCUCGAUGAGCAAGCAAAAAAUGUGGCGCUUCAUGGCUCCAUUAAUCGUCCACUCGAGGGGGUUGAAAGGCCUACGCUUAUGGGCCUAGUACAGAUGCGAGACUCUCUUGACUAUCGUAUGAGCCAAGUUAUGGGGGCGGCAACGGCCUACAAGAGUUUCUGGGAGCUCGACAUGCCAGAUUGUGAGGAAGUCGAUAUUAAUGCUUACUCUGGUCCAAAUGUACCAAGAUCAUUUGACCUAGUCUGCGAGUACGCCCUAUUUGACGAGCCAGCAACACUACAGGGCCACAGUUAUGCGAAAGGGUUAAAGUAUAUCGCGUGUUGUAUAGCUGAAGCUGGUUGGAACCAGGCUGAAGCUACAGCUAAACUUGAUUCUUUGGUAAAGUACAAAGAAGCAGUUGUCCGCGCUUCGGGCAUCCCAAAAGUUUAUGGCAUGAGCCGUCUUCUGUCAACGAUUAACACGAAGAUAUUCAAGUACGAAUGGGAGAUCCGGCAAGAACUCAAGACAAUCUCGCAGCGCACAAAGCGAAGGAUCCGGGCGAUGUCCCCCGGCAAGUCCGACACACCACGCCAAAAAGGUCUCCCAGGUGAGUGGAUUGAAGAUACCGCUACGGCUGACAUGGCAAGGUUAGGCCUCUGUGGUGCUGGACCAAGCAGUCCUGGUCCUAGUUAUAGUGGACCAAGCAGUCCUAGUUCCAGUCGUGGUGGUGCUGAACCAAGCAGCCAGUAG